AUGAAUCAGUUGGGCGUUUUGAUUCUGCUCUCUUGCUCUUUGAUUCAGGCCAAAGAGGAGUUGAAAUUUGUCCAAGUCGUUUGGCGGCAUGGAGAUCGUGCGCCCGGAGAUUUGCCCUACCCAAAGGACAAGAAUGGAGAGGAGAAUUGGCCCAGAGGCUGGAACCAGCUAACUAAUGUAAGGGAAAUCAAAAAUUGAGUUUUUUUCUGAUAAAAGGAUUAAAAAUGUUGUGUAACUACUCUCGAAUUGCGCUUUGACGUCUUCGGAAAAACAUUUGCAAAACAAAAUGUGAUUUAUUGCAACAAAAAUUGAUGAGAAAACAGCUAUCAUAGAGUUUUACAAGCAUUUUUUAACUGGUCUAGCAGGUAAAAAAUUUUCGUGCGUAAAAAUUCUAUUUGCUAUGUAUUUGAAUCAGUCGGGAAAAUAAUGUAGAUUUGUCUCUUAUUGGUGUCAUUGCGUUGUGAAGGUUAGCCGCGGCUGGAAAUUUGAUGCGGCCCACGGGAGAAUUUUUACUGUGCAAACCCACAUUAUUUUCCCGACAGACUGGUAUUUUCAUUUUUCAAAAGGUGCGACAUUUUGUUGCGGUUCUCACUUUGCACAAAAAACACCUCAUUUUGCACCGUGCACUCCACAUUUUUUUGGGUUCUCGCACAGUGCACGGACCAUUUCGAACUAUUUCGCACUGCGCUAUGCAUUUUUGAAAAAAAUGUGAUGCUUAAAAAAGAGCUACAAGCACACCUCAAUGAUAACAUAUUUUAGGAGGGAAUUCUCCAACUCCGAGAGCUUGGCGAGUUCUUUCACCAGCGCUAUGUCGGUUCGUUCCUGAAGGAGAGUUUUCAUCAUAAAGAGGUAUGCAAAAAAUUCUCUUAUCACUAUCCAUUAUCGUUUCUCAGGUCUACAUCCGCUCCACCGACAAAGAUCGGGCCCUAGUGAGCGCACAAAGCAUGCUGAGCGCAAUGUUUCCGCCAACGCAGUCGGAGAUGGCGAUCAGUGGAAUGGCCUGGCAACCGAUUGCUGUUCAUGGGGCUGAGCCCGGCGCUGAAGAUCCGGUAAGCGAUGAACUGAACAGCAAAGCAUUAUAGCUUUGAUCUGAAGAGCUAUUGAAACGUUGACGAAAUUUUUAGCUCCUAAAACCGACCAAGUUCAAAUGCCCCGCCUAUGACAAGAUCUACAAGCCCCUUCGCGAGGAGAAAAAGAAAAAACUGGGUUUGAAGUACUACGAGCUCUUCAAAUUCUUGGGGAACAACACUGGUAUUAGCAAUUUCACCCUGGAUGACAUCAAAGCCGUUGAGGAGAUCAACAAAGAAUUUUAUCAUAAAAUUCCGCAACCCGACUGGGUUUACCAAAAUUGGCCAAAGUAUGGGGUAAGACGAGAAAUGUGAAGCGAUAGCACCAAAUUCAGGGUAAAACAACUCUGGAGCUGAUCAUGGAAAUCAACAUUGAAGAAAGAGCGGUUCGUUUUAGCACAACAGAGCUGUCGAGACUUCGAGGCGGAUUUUUGUUGGGUGACUUUAUGCAAAAUGCGAAGAAAGCGGGGAAAGGGAAAAUGAAGAAACCGAAAAAGAUGUUGCUGUAUUCUGCGGUAGGUAUCAACUGCUUCUGGGUUUGAGACAGUGAUAAAUUGGUUAUCAGUCAGUCGGGAAUAUAAAAAACUGUCGCAUCGAAAAUCGCAACACCGAAGAGAAUGUGAAUUGUGUCGCGACAAAAUCAAAUUGCUUUCCACUUCAGCGAGGUAACUCAGCGCAGUGACGUUUUGCACAUUAUUAGCCUGUCGGGAAAAUAAUGUGGAUUUUUCGCGCCUUGGAAUCGCCCAUUAUCGUUCUGUGACGGCAAACCGCGGCGAUUUGGUGGGCGACUGUGGCAAAACGAGAUAUUAUAUUUUUCUGCGAAAAGUCCACAUUUUUUCCAACCGACUGAUAAGACGUCCAUUAGGGCGUCGCUGAACGUAGCGUAGCAGCCUGUGGGGAAAAUAAUGGGCACUCUGCCGCUGCGCCCACCACGUUUCUCUUCAAAAAAAUUUUUAAUUUUGCCGCGACACAAUUCAUUUUCUCGACCGCGAUGCGAUUUUCAAGGCAAUAGAGUGCUCAUUAUUUUCCCGACAGACUGAUAUCAGAGUGAUUACAAAUAACUAUAAGUAACCAAGUUUUUCAGCACGAAGGAACUCUCCAAUCCAUUAUGAACGCGUUUGGAUUUGAAACCAUGACCAAAAUCCCGUAUGCUGGAUGUUUGAUCAUGGAAGUCAGAGGGAAGAAAAACAAAGCAACAGUUGAGGUAAGAAACCAUAACCUUUUAUGCCUGAACCUUGCAGUUUCUAUUCUACGGCGACAAAAAGUUAACCCCUCUAAAAUUGCGGGCCUGUCAGGAAGUUUGUCCGUUGGAAAAGGCCGAGAAAUUGAUGGAAUACAGAUCGAUAAAGGACAAGGUCCAGCUUUACCAAGAUUGCGGGAGAUUCCAUUGUGACGACGGUGAGGAAAGUGACGAUGAUGAAAAGCCAAAGAAGGGAAAUACGAAAAAACGUUGA
Messenger RNA from Bursaphelenchus xylophilus (pine wood nematode), 2521 nucleotides. The record is from the annotation of a GenBank genome assembly. Lineage: Eukaryota; Metazoa; Nematoda; Chromadorea; Rhabditida; Aphelenchoididae.